GGUUCCUACCACCUCGUGCUUCCCCAUCCUCACCACCGGUGGCCGGAGAACUCUCCCCGGCCGCAUCCGCAGCACGCAACGAAACGAGCCAUGAGCCUCCUCUCGUCUGUGGUCGCCUGCUGCCUCCCACCACCAACCUCCGCCGCUCCUCCGCGCCUCCUCAACAACAAGGACCACCGCCCGAGAACCGUCGGGCGAAGAGACCUCGUGCUCAGGAGCAGCGAGCUCGCCACUCUCGCCGCCAUCUUCCACUUCAGUGGCACCAAACCGAGCUAUCUUGGCGUUCAGAAGAACCCUCCAUCUCUUGCAUUGUGCCCUGCAACCAAUAACUGUGUAUCCACAUCGGAGAAGAUAAGCGACUCGAAUCACUAUGCUCCCCCAUGGAAUUAUAAUCCCAAUGAUGGGCGCAGGGGUAAGCCCAUAAGCAAAGAUGAAGCCAUGAAAGAGCUCAUUGAAGUGGUGACGAAAACAAAGCCAGACAACUUCAGUCCACGUGUAGUAGAGAAAGGAGACGACUAUAUUCGGGUUGAAUACGAGAGCCCUAUAUUUGGGUUUGUAGAUGAUGUUGAGUUCUGGUUCCCUCCUGGCAAGAAAUCGAUUGUUCAGUAUCGAUCAGCAUCUCGGUCAGGAUUUAUCGACUUCAAUGCUAACAAGAAGAGAGUCAAGGCACUGAGAUUAGCAUUGGAAAAGAAGGGCUGGGCUUCAGAAAGCAGUUUCUGAACGAACUAGGGCAGCUGUUAACUGACCAUUUGCCAAGCCAGGGCUAAGGCGCACUCACCACCCAGCAAUGGAAUGGAGUCAAAAGGGCGAUCCAUCGAUGAGUCAAACCCAACAAAGUCUAGUGUACUAGGAAGUGUACUACAGUACUACUUCUUGACUUGUGGUCGAUCAUGCAAAAGGCUCCUGUCCUGUAUGUAUAUGCAUGGACUGGCAAAAAAUAAAAUAAAAAAAUACAACACUUCAAUUUGUGUUGAUUAUGUUUAAUUAUCAUUCAAGUGUCAAAACCAGUGCAAAUGCCAACUAUGAUGAAUGCCAUGUCACUGGGGUGGUUGCGAUUUGCACUGGUUCUGAUAUUACAUUUGGGUGUGUGUGCAUUUGAAGUUGAGGGUGAAAUCAAAUAUGCUCUUUUCCCUUCC
This is a messenger RNA of Brachypodium distachyon (stiff brome), 1136 nucleotides long. RefSeq lists its product as uncharacterized. The transcript is spliced from 8 exons. Bases 91 to 720 code for a protein of 209 amino acids. The record is from RefSeq and is a predicted model, not a curated record. Lineage: Eukaryota; Viridiplantae; Streptophyta; Magnoliopsida; Poales; Poaceae.